This is a messenger RNA of Lichtheimia ornata, 1053 nucleotides long. RefSeq lists its product as uncharacterized. The transcript has a single exon. The record is from RefSeq and is a predicted model, not a curated record. Gene Ontology annotation, molecular function: DNA binding. Lineage: Eukaryota; Fungi; Mucoromycota; Mucoromycetes; Mucorales; Lichtheimiaceae. Bases 1 to 1053 code for a protein of 350 amino acids.
AUGGAAACAUACAUCGGCUAUAUCAAGACCCCUCAAGAUGCUCUUAUCGUAUUUGAAGCAUGUCGACGUGGACAACUUCAUCGUGUGCAACGACGCCUCUCAACCAAAGAACGUAUUCAUAUCCAAUCUGGAUCGGUGUUUGCAUGGGAUGAACGAGAAGCUGGAAUGCGACGUUGGACCGAUGGCCGUACAUGGUCACCUAGUCGUGUAUUGGGAAGCUUUUUAACCUACCGAGAACUUGAUACCAAACGUCGUCCACGUCGUUCAUCAUCAUCAUCAACAUCAUCGGCACACCAGCACCACCACCACCAACACCAUCAUCAUGCACCUGUUAGCAAAGCAGCAUCAGCAUGUUCCUACAAGCCUGAUGGGUUGAUCAAGCAGAGUUUUUCCAUUUGCACAGCUGCCAACCAAAAGCUGCAUUUGAUUUCUUAUUAUACCAAAGCAGAUGUACUUGCAGGAAGACUGAAACAACCUAGUGCUGAUUCAAUGUUGAGUCAAAUUGUUGUACCCAAAGGCCUUUACCCAGAGCUUAAUCCACUUGACACCAGUGGUGGUCAUUCUGCCACCAUCCACAACAUGCGACAAUCCUAUAUGAGCAAUGCUACAGGUGCAGUAGCAAACACUACAUCAUCUCCACCCUCUCCACCACCUUCUUUGAGCUCGUCUCCUGUAUCAUCGGAUGAAGAUAUGAUGCUCGUAGAUGCACCAGCAACAACAACAUCAUUGAGUACGCAUACAACACCAACACAACAAUACCAGCAUCGUUAUCAUUUGCGACACCAGCAGCAAGAAGAGCAACAACAACAACAGCAGCAAUGUGAUGCGGCGGUGUAUGAACGUUAUGCGUCGCCAUCGGCUGCUACAGGUGGUGCUGGUGGUGAUGAUGGGGCACCACAACCACCAUCAUCGCUUUAUACCACCACUCUUCCUCCACCAUCAUCCACAUCUUUACAACCCUCAUCACGCCUUGCCAUACAAGAAGUUGCCUUGGAUCGGAUACCUUGUUCAGAAGAUCAACGACAGCUUCGUGCAUUGCCAAUUGAAUUGUAG